Molecule: messenger RNA, 3940 nt
Organism: Monodelphis domestica (gray short-tailed opossum)
Lineage: Eukaryota; Metazoa; Chordata; Mammalia; Didelphimorphia; Didelphidae
Source: RefSeq, a predicted model, not a curated record
UCCUUCCUUCCUUCCUUCCUUCCUUCCUUCCUUUUUCUCUCUUUCUUUCUUUCUUUCUUUCUCUCUCUCUCUUUUUUCUUUCUUUCUUUCUCUCUUUCUUUUCUUUUCUUUCAUCCCUACCACUUAGCACAAUGCCUGGAACACAGUAGGUGCUUAAUUCAAGUUUAUCUCCUAGCUGUCUGUUUCUAAAUCCAACCUUCUUUCCAUUGUAAUCUCUGUCAAACAUGACUUGUCAUUGAAGGGUUUCUGCACUGAAAGGAAGCUCAAAUAAAAUUAAUAAUGACAAUAAUAAUAACUACAUUAAAAGAGAGGUUGUAUACUAAGUGACCUCUAAAGUAAAGUGCCUUCUUAACUCUGGAAUUAGAAAUUACUGUGCUUCCAAUAUUCUAAAAUUCUGUUUAGAAGGCCUAUUGUAAGUCCCUUUGUAAAGCAAAGUCCCUUAAUUUAUUCUUUUAAUACAAAUAGGAUUUUAAAAUUCAUUACCAUGGAUUGAUUCUGAACUAUUCCCCUUCUUCCAUAAGAUGUUCAGGGCCAAGAGUAUGUUUAUGUAGGAGAAUCUUUAGCACUAACCCCCAGCCCCCACCCAACAGAGAGGGAGAUGUCCUUGGUCCUCUCUCCCCCCAGGACCUCACUAUAAAGUUCUUUGGGGGGGAAUUCUCCUCCCCCCCCCCAUCCUACAGAGCCCUUGAGCAUGGUAAUUCCAUCUAGAGGCAAGACCCCUAUGUAUAUCUCUUAGACCUUCCUACUGCAGAGUCUAGGAGCACCCGGGAUGGAGCUGGCCAGCACUCCAGGAAGGAGAAAAAGGAAGGAGGAUGAUAGAGAGGGGAGGGAGGAGGGGGCGAGGCUGGAGGCAGGCUGAGGGAGGAACAAUAGCCCCCUCCCCUCUCCCUGGCUGGCUAAGGGGGUGGGGUCUCCCCGCCCCUCCCUCCCUCCCCCCACCUCCCUGCUCCUCCCCUAACAAGGAGAUGAGGUAAUUGAGGAAGAGGCACAGACCCAAGCUGAGCUGCUGCCUGGUGGCCCCAGCCCUGAUCCCAGCCCAGCUCAGCCCCUCUUCAGUGUGCCAGCCCCUACCACCCUCCUAACCCCAAGUGAGUCGGACUCUUCGGCUCCUGCUGCCCCCGGGCCCAGAGCCCAGAGUGGCCAGGGAUGACGGAGCGCUGCAGCCUGUGGAGUGCCCUGUCAGCGGCGGCAUGCUGCUUCUACCGGGGUUCCUUCGUGCAGUUCUCAAAGGAGAAGUACAUAUUGGACUCUUCCCCAGAGAAACUUCACAAAGAACUAGAAGAAGAGCUGAAGCUGAGCAGUACUGAUCUCCGAAGCCAUGCCUGGUACCAUGGCCGCAUUCCCAGAGAGGUCUCAGAGAGCCUUGUUCAACGGAACGGAGACUUCCUCAUCCGUGAUUCACUGACUAGCCUGGGUGACUACGUCCUCACCUGUCGCUGGCACAACCAGCCCCUGCACUUCAAGAUCAACAAGGUCAUGGUCAAGGCCAGUGAGAACUAUACCCAUAUCCAAUACCUCUUUGAACAGGAGAGCUUUGACCACGUGCCUGCCUUGGUCCGCUAUUAUGUGGGAAGCCGCAAGGCUGUGUCCGAGCAGAGCGGAGCCAUUAUUUACUGUCCCAUCAACCGUACCUUCCCCCUGCGUUACCUGGAAGCCAGCUAUGGGCUUGGCCAUGGCAAGUCUGGGGGCCCUGCCAGCCCCUCUAGCCAGAAAGGAGGCCACAUGAAAAGAAGGAGCGUCACCAUGACCGACGGACUGACGGCAGACAAGAUAACCAGAGGCGAGGGCUGCCCCACCAGCGUGUCUCUGCCCCAUCACCGUGAUGCCAUCCGCAACUGUGCCCUCAGCAUGGACCAGAUCCCAGACCUGCACUCUCCCAUGUCUCCCAUCUCCGAGAGCCCUGGAUCACCAGCCUAUAGCACUGUGACCCGCGUGAAUGUUCCAGGCAUCCCAUCUGCUGGCAUGACGCCCACUUCCCCUGUCAUCCGUCGUUCCAGUGAGCCCCAAUUAUGCCCAGGAAAUGGCACCAAACCACCACCUAGUGAGCCAGGCAACAGCGUCCACCCCACCCCUUGUCACAGCUACCGUCAGGCCUCCCCAUCCCCAUCCCUCAACAGCUACAGCGACCCGGACUCUGGCCACUACUGCCAGCUGCAGCCCCCCAUAAGGGGCAGCCGAGAACGUGUGGCGCCAGAACCCCCAACCCGCCUUGGUGGGGUCAAGAGCUAUGUGGAACGCCUAAAAGUGGAAGAAGGACAGCACUUGAUGGGUGGGCGGGCACCAGAGAACGGACCCCGUGAAGGGGACCAGGGUGGGGGCUUCAUACCGCCCGUCAUAGAAGUCACAUCUUCCUUCAAUCCCACCACCUUCCAGUCGCUAUUGAUUCCCAAGGACAACAAACCCUUGGAGAUGAGCACCCUCAAGAAGGUGAAGGAACUGCUUGCUGAUGUGGACGCUAAGACAUUGGCCCGGCAUGUCACCAAAGUGGACUGUCUGGUUGCUAGGAUACUGGGCGUUACCAAGGAGAUGCAAGGGCUCAUGGGAGUCCGCUCGGGCAUGGAGCUGCUCACACUCCCCCACGGUCGGCAGCUCCGACUGGACCUGCUGGAACGGUUCCAUACCAUGUCCAUCAUGCUGGCUGUGGACAUCCUGGGCUGCACAGGCUCCACAGAGGAGCGGGCAGCCCUGUUGCACAAGACCAUCCAGCUGGCAGCAGAGCUCCGAGGAACUAUGGGCAACAUGUUCAGCUUUGCUGCAGUCAUGAGUGCCUUGGACAUGGCCCAGAUCUCACGACUGGAGCAGACGUGGAUGACUCUGCGACAGCGGCACACAGAAGGGGCCAUCCUGUAUGAGAAGAAGUUGAAGCCCUUCCUGAAAAGUCUCAAUGAAGGCAAAGACAGCCCUCCACUGAGCAACACAACCUUCCCUCAUGUGCUACCCCUCAUCACCCUUCUGGAGUGUGACACUGCACCCGCAGAGGGGCCAGAGCCUUGGGAAAGCACAGAGCAUGGGGUAGAAGUCGUCCUUGCCCACUUGGAAGCUGCUCGCACUGUGGCCCAUCAUGGGGGCCUGUACCACACCAACGCUGAGGUCAAGCUUCAAGGAUUCCAAGCGCUCCCAGAGCUUCUGGAAGUAUUCAGCACAGAGUUCCAGAUGCGCCUUCUCUGGGGUAGCCAAGGGGCAGCCAGCAGCCAGGCCCUUCGCUAUGAGAAGUUUGACAAGGUCCUCACUGCUCUAUCCCACAAACUGGAGCCCGCUGUCCGUUCCAGUGAACUGUAGCCUUCCCAGACUCCCCAUCACCUCAACAUUCCCCACCCUCAUGGCUGCAGGCAGCUUUUGGGGUAGGGAGAAAGGGGAAGAGAACGGGUAUCCCCCACAGGCCUGGGGCUGGACACAAACCAAAACCCUCGCAAUACAGAAAGCAGCCAGACUGUCCAAAUAUACACUGGAGGCAUCCAUCCAAGGGAUAUGGGGCUGUUAGAGCCUUUGGGACUAGGAAAGGGCCAUAGAGUGCCCAGGACAGUCCCCCACUUCAGCUCUCAUUCCCUCCCCUGACCGACACUGUUCAAGGAAUACCUCCUAAGCCUCUCCUCUGAUGUCUUCUCAGUUUCCCUGAGCACCUGUCAUGGUCCUUGACACUGCUCCCAACCUUCUCCCUAUUUUUCCCCUUACGCGUUCAGUGGGCAUCCUAAAAGGAAGGCCCUAGUUCCCUCCAUCACUUUUCCCCUCAUUUCUCCUUCAAUUCUUCCCCACUGCCUGGCCCCCUAUACUUCUAUUGGAGUCCCUUUUAUUCCUGCCUCUGGGUCUCCAUUUCCCUCCCUCCCUUCUUCCUCUCCUGGGAAGAGACUCAAUUUUGUUGUAAAUAAGUCCAGUUCAUUCUGUAAAUAUAUGUACAGACAUUGUGUUCUUUCUUUCAUACAAUAAACCUUUCUGGAUCUUC